UGUUACUAAGAAUAAUAAGCCAACUAUUCCAUUAUCACCGCCUAGUUGUCUCUUCAACUUCCUUAGAUUCACUUCAAUCUUCUUUGUCUUCAUCUAUCCAUAAGCCUCAAAAACUAGACAGGAAUCUUUUAUAUCAAGACAGAACAGAUAGAUCUGCAGUGCUGUUCAUUUGACUAACACAGUCAUCAAACACACACACUAAAAUAAUAAUAUUAUCAUAAAGUGUGAACAAAAGUUUCCACUAUAGGCAUGCAGAUUCUUCAAUGGUUAUUUAAAAAGGAACAAGAACAAGAAAGAAAGAAAAGCACCUUCCAUGAAAAAUAUGAUAAAGUGAAAGGGAGUAAUGUACUAAAGCAUGGUGGAUCAUAUAAAAGGACAAAGAGAUUCUUAUGUAGCAAACAUGGUUACAAGAACUUGAAGAUAUUCUCUUUUCUAAAUAGAAAAGACAUUCCAAAGGCUUGGUUUUUCAGAACUCUCAACAUAAGGAGAAUACGUUUUGAUAUAAGACAUUUUGUUUACUCGAUGAAAACGAAGAAAGACGAAUCGUCUCGAGAGGAAGCGAUCGUUAACAAGACAGACUCGACGGUUCAUGCAGCGAACAAAGUUUUGCCUAUAACUCAUGAGACACCAUUGUCAUCUUCAUCUGAAAGAAAUGAGCAAGGUGAUAUCAAUAUAACCAAAAAGAAGCCGAUUUCUAGGAUGAAAGAGUUACUUAGAUGGGCUGCUUCUGCUAGAACAGAUAAAGGAGGAAAAUUCUAUGGAAGAAAGGUUUUGAUAAUGCUGCGACGGCGCGGAAACAUGAAAGCUGUUCAAGAUGAUGAUGAAGUUAUGAGUGAUUCACCAAAGAUCAGUUUCAGAUGGGAUGUAGAAAGCUCCUCCACUACUUCUUCUGCUUACUCAGCUUUCUCGAUGGCUUCUUCAACAAGAAAUGGACAGAACAAAAUUGCAACUUCAGCUAUAUCACUCCCUCCUUCAGAAAGUGGCUACACCCCUAGUAGAAAAGGAAGCUGGAUCACAACAGAUUCUGAAUUUGUGGUGCUGGAACUAUGAAAUAAAUGUGUCUACAGAAGAUUAUCCCAUGUGUGGUUAAGGGGUAGCAGGCAAUCUAUGUCACAAGUUAAUGCUCUAUUUGAUUAUUUGCAACAAAUUUAUGUAAGUUAACUAAGGGUUGAGAUAUGAUGUAUGUAGUUAAUGAUAUGAAUGUACUAGAUGAGAAUGUUGGCAUCUAUAUUGUUAGGGGUAUAAAUUAAUAUUUCAUGACUAAGCUAAUUAAUUAAAUGUAAGAGAUGAGUUUACAUGUCACUAUAGGACCACUUCCUUUACUCUCAACUUUGAAAUGAAAAUGUUAAGUCAUUUAUUUCUUUUAAGGGUUAUAAAACAUCUCUAUUGCCAAA
Lathyrus oleraceus (garden pea) is the source of this 1394-nucleotide messenger RNA. RefSeq lists its product as uncharacterized. The coding region runs from base 250 to 1050 and encodes 266 amino acids. The record is from RefSeq and is a predicted model, not a curated record. The transcript has 5 exons. Lineage: Eukaryota; Viridiplantae; Streptophyta; Magnoliopsida; Fabales; Fabaceae.